AAGACGGUUGCAAGAAGGACACAGUUUGGGUGGUUGGGGUUAAAAUGCCGGGAAAUUUGGAAAUAAAUCGUAGAAGUGAAUCCAUAUGGAUUAGCUGACUUUAUCGUGAUUACCUAGCUUUAAAGAAAGCAAAUAGUUAUUGCUUGGUGUUUUAUUCACUAUCUUGGACAAUUUAAGAACUUAAUUGAGUUAGACCGCUAGCGAGCUAAACUAUAGCCACUUUGCAUUCUUCAUCUCCCGAGUGUAAAAAUGGUAGUAGAGCACCAGUUUCAAGGUAGCUUCAGCGUCACCAAAAGAGUUCUUAUUUACAAACUCAUAAUCUUGGAACAAAUCAGAAACACGCUGGAGAAAGAACUUCGAACUUUUACUGAAAAGGUAAACGAGGCGGUACAAGACUUUCUGAACAUGACCGAUGCAAGAGCGACACAGGACUGCGCCGAACUUAUAACGACUUUAAAUUUAAAAUGCAACAUAAUUCAACAGCUUGCAACAUUUUUCCAGGAGCUUAAAUUGGGUAUAGAGCCUCCGUGUGGUUUAAAAGUACCUGCAGUAACAGAAACUCUCUGUCCACGUGUUUUAAGUUUGCCGAUGUCAUAUUGCACGUCUGGGAGCAGAGAGAUCAGGGUCUCUGACGUGCUUCGCUUCGGACCCAUGUUGCAGAACGCUCUGAUGGCGACCUCUAUAACGAAUGCAGUGCAGACAUUUGGAGCUAUGCUAUCUCUCCACCAUAUACAGAUGGCCCUGGCCACUCAGUCAGAGAUGGUCCUACGCUCUGCUUCCUCAAGUUGUGCGCUUAACAUUGAGGUGUGCGAUUCACUGUCUGGAGACAAGAGAGAAAACAUACCAGUGGCGAGCGAGAGAGGGAGUGUGUAUCCACUUCAGGGACCAAGACACCACCCUGGCCUGAAGAAUGUUUUUGAGGAUCCACAGGAAUUCCCUAUACAGAAGGUGCAUUCUGUGGUUCAGCACAUAUCUCCACAAUUCACGGAGUGGGGGCAGGGGAACUGCCUCAGGGUUCAGCAUCAGAAGCAAACCGCAUCUCAGCUAAUACGCUUCAUAAGGAACAGCGGCGACAAUGAGGGUCUCGUGCAGGUCACGUUCUUCAAAGGGAAACCCUCGGCAACGCCACGGCAGCAUGAGGUCACGGAUAAAAAGGCGGCAGACAAGGAGAGCAAAGUCCCAGUUAGUUUAGAGAAACGGCAGUUUUCCAGCCUGGUUCCCGUGUUCAAACCGAAGGGAAACGUUAGCGCUGGCUGUCUAAUCUACAGCUGUGUUGUGGCCACUAAACGCGAGUUGUGGGACGUCGCCGAUAUUUUCACCGAGGGUGCCAGUGACGUCUCUGAAAAGCCUCUGGGGCAGGAGCCAGAGUCGCCCGUCGACAGCUGCGGCGAGUCGUACUUCGAAGUCCUGGGAGUGUCGCGGCAGGGACCCUCGUCCGCGGGUCAAAGCCGGCUGUCUGCAGCUGUGAAGCCCGAUGUCGGCAGCGGUCCUCCUAUCGCGGGGCCAGCUCCCGUGAGCAGAGUCGACGCUGCUGUCAGAAUCCCCGAAUUUAAAAUCCGCAAAUUUGAAGAGAUGGAAGUGACCGUCUCCCACGUGGUCAGCCCCAGCGACUUCUUGAUCCAGCACGCCAGCUCUGAGCUCCAGCGGCUGUCUCAGAUGAUGGACAGUAGUCUUAAAUCCCGCAGCUCUCUCGCGCAGAUGAACUGCGUUCCAGACAUAGGCGCCUGCGUCGCAGCCUGGUUCUCCGAGCACAAGCUGUGGUGCCGCGCCCAGGUGCUCAGAAUCUGCGGCAUGCAAGCAGAUACCAGCCAGACUGUGAGUGACGGGGAGGGGACGGGGGCAGACGGGAGGCACAUUGAACUGGAGGUGCGAAGGAUCGAUUUUGGGGACACUGCCCGUCUGCCCCUGUACCGCCUCAGAGAGCUGGACGCGCAGACGGCUGGCGUGCCGCAGCAGGCCCUGCAGGUGGCGCUAGCGAACGUGUCUCCAGUGAACGGGCAGGACUGGACCCCAGACGCGGUGGACUGGUUUAAGGACAAAGUGAAGGGGAGGACCCUGUACGCCCGUCUGUACCCCCAGGGGAAAGACGUCAGGAUAGAGCUCUUCAUGGAGAAGGGCAAGAUUGGGGCGAUGAGGAGGGGCUCCUCGCUGUCUUUGCGACUGGCCCAAAAUGGCCACGCCCACCAUGAUAACCUGAAACGCUGGAAAGGCAGUGUCCUACAGAAGACCAGAGGGAAGGCUUCACAGUGGGAGAAACACCUCAUUUCAUGUUAUUCUCAAAACAGGAAAUGACACUUACACUGGAGACAAGCUGAAGAUGGCUUGUGUGUUUAAGCGCUUGUGUUGGGUGUGCAUGUUCAGUUUCGUUUGUCAAGUGCCACAAUAAUAAUCCCUUCCCUGUCUCUGCUAAUGGACAGACAUUGAGACCAACUGAGGUUCAAUUGCAUAUUAUAUUUUGUAAUUUUGCUAAUUUUGACUUCAGUUAGUGUUUCCAUUUUGUUGUUCUGUUAUACUUGCACAUAAUAUCUCAAGUGUAUAGGUCACAAACAAAAGUGAGAAUUUGUAAGAUGGCAUGCCUUUAUAAGCUACACCAGACCGACAGUAUGAUGUGAAGUCACUUUUGUGAGUAUGGUGUGGAGACCUCCACUCUCACACAUAGUAGGCGGUAGUAAUGCACCUUUGAUUGGUUUACAAAUGCUCAACACUUUAGAGGAACAAUGUUGAGCGUGAUUUUCCGCAGCUAAUUUCCAUAGCAAGAAAUGUUGUACGUGUGUAACAACUUUAUUUUUUAUUGAGAGGCAGAAAGGAAGAGAGAGAGAUGGAAGAAAAAUAUUGCAUGAGAAUCAGGAUAUGUGACUGCUUAAAUUCAUGGCUGAAGAAUUCAUUGACGUUUAACAUUUCAUUUCUUGCUUGCUGCCUUCUGGUCAGUCACAAAGUGCAUGUAAAAUGAGGUGGGAAGUUUUUCUUUACCCAACUGCCUUUUCCGUUUUCUCUUGGAAUGCCCAGUUGUUUGUAUUUAAUGCUGUAGCCUCUGUCGGAGCGCCAGAAAGAAUGCGUUCUCUGAAAUGUGAGCUGUUGUCCGCCAUUGCUCCUUUUCACCACCUAAGCUUGCUCAGACACGGGGUUUGAGGACGACACAAACGUCUGACUUGUGAAGGCAGACUGCAGGCAACCAUUUUGACCAGAGGGGGGUCACUGUUAAACACUGAGAUUUGUCCUUGCCCAGGCAACACUAUGGCCAGUUACGCCCCUGCCUGCACUGCUGCUGGCCACAGUGCAGCACUGGCUUGACCUGGAUUCGAUACGGAAACAGCGACUUGAUUAGAUGAGCAAACCAGCAGCCCGAGCAGCUGUGCAUCUCUGUUGAAAGUUCGCGUUGUGAGCUCACCUAUGGAAGAGUGUUCCAUUUUCACGUUUAUUUCAGGAUUCUGGGUGGUGGUGUUCUGGGGAGUACUGUACUAUACACAAGGAGCCUAGCGUGGGACCACCUCGUUUUAUUGGAUUCCCUGCU
Messenger RNA from Anguilla anguilla (European eel), 3511 nucleotides. RefSeq lists its product as uncharacterized. The transcript is spliced from 8 exons. Lineage: Eukaryota; Metazoa; Chordata; Actinopteri; Anguilliformes; Anguillidae. The record is from RefSeq and is a predicted model, not a curated record. Bases 250 to 2292 code for a protein of 680 amino acids.